AUGCUGAGACUACACUCGCUAUCUUCACCGGCGGUGGCUGCACAAAACCCUAAACAGUGCCUUGCUUCGGAGCUCUCAAGCAGAGCUAGGGUUUUCAGCACCAACAGCUUUGGCUUUGCUCCGAGUUUGAGCUCGUCGAGGAAGAGGCUCUCCUUGAAAUGUCGCCAGUCUGAGUACUUCGACCAGCAGAGGGCCAGUACCGCCUCUGCCCCUAACAAACCGUCUCCUCCUGCUCCACAAACUCCCGCAGGAGGAACUGGGUUGCCGCCUAGGUUUUUUGUGGGUCACUCAAUAUACAAAGGAAAGGCAGCUCUUACCGUAGAGCCCAAAGCUCCGGAGUUCACAGCUUUAGAUUCAGGGGCAUUCAAACUCUCCAGGGAAGGCUUUGUUCUACUUCAGUUUGCUCCAGCAGCAGGUGUUCGUGUAUAUGAUUGGAGCAGAAAGCAGGUAUUCUCACUAUCAGUGACAGAAAUCGGAAGCCUGGUUUGCCUUGGCUCGAAGGAGUCCAUUGAAUUCUUCCAUGAUCCUUUUAAGGGGAAAAGUGACGAAGGCAAGGUCAGGAAGGUGUUGAAGGUGGAGCCUCUUCCAGACGGAUCUGGGCAUUUCUUUAACCUCAGUGUUCAAAACAAGCUUAUCAACUUGGAUGAGAGCGUUUAUAUUCCUAUCACCAGAGCAGAGUUUGCAGUUCUCAAAUCAGCUUUCAAUUUUAUCCUGCCGUACAUUUUAGGUUGGCAUGCCUAUGCAAACUCCAUAAAACCAGAAGAUUCGAGCCGUAUGAAUAACGCUAGUUCUAGAUAUGGAGGAGAUUUUGAAUGGAGCCGGUAG
Molecule: messenger RNA, 825 nt
Organism: Prunus armeniaca (apricot)
Lineage: Eukaryota; Viridiplantae; Streptophyta; Magnoliopsida; Rosales; Rosaceae
Source: the annotation of a GenBank genome assembly